UUUUUUUUCGGUUUUGAACAUUUUGCGAGACGAGGGGUUCGAGGCAGGUGACAGCAUCCUGAGGUUGCCCAGGACCCCGCGGGCUCUUCGCGCGCUCUCCUGGGACCGUGUGCGCUGAGAACCCGAAAGUUGCUUUCGGUUUUUUAAUAUUUUGUAUGCAGAUGUAUUUAGAAAGAUAAAAGUAAAAAAAAAUUUUUUUUUUCUUCCCUGGUCUGCACCGCUGGAAAGCGAGUACUUUUGCCAAAGGACGGAGGACGAGCUCUGCAACAUUUCUGGGACCGAUUAGCUUUCUUUAAAAAAAAAAAAAAAAGAAAGAAAAAGAAAAAACAUUGAGUGCAUCGCGAUGGAGAAAAUGUCCCGACAGCUCCCCCUGAACCCCACGUUUAUCCCGCCUCCCUACGGCGUGCUCAGGUCUCUGCUGGAGAACCCGCUGAAGCUCCCCCUCCACCACGACGACGCAUUUAGCAAAGAUAAAGACAAGGAGAAGAAGCUGGAUGAUGAGAGUAACAGCCCGACGGUCCCCCAGUCGGCGUUCUUGGGGCCCACCUUAUGGGACAAAACCCUUCCCUAUGACGGGGAUACUUUCCAGCUGGAGUACAUGGACCUGGAGGAGUUCCUGUCAGAGAACGGCAUCCCCCCCAGCCCGUCACAGCAUGAGCACAGCCCGCACCCACCCGGCCUGCAGCCCGCCGCCUCAGCUGCCCCCUCGGUCAUGGACCUCAGCAGCCGGGCCUCGGCACCCCUUCACCCCGGCAUCCCAUCUCCAAACUGUAUGCAGAGCCCCAUCAGACCAGGUCAGCUGUUGCCCGCAAACCGCAAUACACCAAGUCCCAUUGAUCCUGACACCAUCCAGGUCCCAGUGGGUUAUGAGCCAGAUCCAGCAGAUCUUGCCCUCUCCAGCAUCCCCGGCCAGGAAAUGUUUGACCCUCGCAAACGCAAGUUCUCCGAGGAAGAACUGAAGCCACAGCCUAUGAUUAAGAAAGCUCGCAAAGUCUUCAUUCCUGAUGAUCUGAAGCAGGAUGACAAGUACUGGGCGAGGCGCAGAAAGAACAACAUGGCAGCCAAGCGCUCCCGCGACGCCCGGAGGCUGAAGGAGAACCAGAUCGCCAUCAGGGCCUCAUUCCUGGAGAAGGAGAACUCAGCCCUCCGCCAGGAGGUAGCUGACUUGAGGAAGGAGCUAGGCAAGUGCAAGAACAUACUCGCCAAGUACGAGGCCAGGCACGGGCCCCUGUAGGCUGGCAUUUCUGUGGGCUGGCUUUGGGAUAGAUGGACAGCUUGUGUCCCGUCUGAUAGCACCACACCCAGACCAACCUUUCUGACAUCCGCACUUUACCAGAGGCAUAAACACAACUGACUCCCAUCUCGGUGUGCAUCCAUGUGUGUAUGUGCGUGCGCGUGUGUACAUGUGCUUGUGUGGUCAGCCAUGUGCGUGUCUGUGUGCGUGUGUGUGCGGGUGUGUGUAUGCGUGCGUGUCCCUUUGCACUUGCCAUUUUGAGAUAGCCCUCUCAUGGUCUUUUAGUCCCCCAAAAGAAAGGUGCCAUGUUUUUACUAGACUUUGGAGACCCCCGUGGGUUUCCACCCCCUCCCUGCUCCAGCCUGGCCCUCCCACCCCCAGCUCCCCUGCUCUCCUGGGCACUGCUGGGCGUCUCUAGGAAGGGCCCUGGGAAAACAGUGGAUUUCAGUCCUCGAGAGUGCAAGCUCUUGUGUUUGUUGAACCCAUACGUUACCAUGCUAAUGAGGUGCACAGAAUAACUUAGCACUACACUGCAGGUCUAUUCAUUUAUAGGUUGCUUUCCUCCUUUUUUAUGUUUUGGUGAUAAUUGUCUUCAAAUUUAAAGUGCUGUUUAGAUUUAUUCGAUCCCAUAUUUACUUACUGCUACUUACUAAGUUUCCUUUAAUUCCACCAACCCCGGAUAAGUACGAGUACUAUUAUAGAACACAGAGCGUGUUUUUGCACUGUCUGUACCUAAAGCAAUAAUCCUAUUGUACGCUAGAGCAUGCUGCCUGAGUAUUACUAGUGGACGUAGGAUAUUUUCCCUACCUAAGGAUUUCACUGUCUUUUUAAAACACAAAAAUUAAAGUAAUGCAUUUGAGCAUGAUCAGAAUAUUCCCCAGGACAGGGAAGCAGAGGGCAAUGAGAGGUCUAAGACUGAGGGGUUAAUUUAUCAGUACAUGAGCCAAAAAAAAAGGUGUCUUGGAGUAGUCGUUGAUACGUUUGGUUUUGCUGUCUCUCCUCCCCCACACCGACCCCACUCCUAUUUUUCUAGUUAACUUUUUCCAUAUUCCUCUUAAUAUUCAAAAACUACUUAAGAUUCAGUUUCCCCAUUUUUUGGUAAUAUAUAUAUUUUUGUGAAUUACACUUGGCUGUUUUAAAAAAGAAUCAGUUCAGUUCAUACGUUGAUGUUUUCUACGACCUUCUUUCCUCGUGGUGUUAUUUUUGAAUGCCUCAUACAUUAAUGAUUCUGGAGCUUAUGUUUCUCAUUCUCUGUUUGCUUUUGAACGUAUGUGCUCUUAUAAAGUGGACUUCUGAAAAAUGAAUGUAAAAGACACUGGUGUAUCUCAGAAGGGAUGGUAUUGUCACAGACUGUGGUUCAUCCAAUUUAAAUGUUUACUAUAGACCAAAAGGAGAGAUUGUUAAAUUGUUUAAUGUUUAUACAGAAUAAUUAUAGGAAGUUCUUUUUGUACAGUAUUUUUCAGAUAUAAAUACUGACAAUGUAUUUUGGAAGACAUAUAUUAUAUAUAGACAAGAGAAAAAGGAGAAACUAUUCCAUGUUUUAAAAUUAUAUAGCAAAGAUAUAUAUUCACCAAUGUUGUAUAGAGAAGAAGCGCUUGGGGGUUUUUGAAGUCUUUAAUAUUUUAAGGCUAUUACUGACACAUCAGCAUGUUUUCUGCUUUAAAUUAAAAUUUCAUGACAGUAUUGAGGCUUGCUGUGACGAAUCCUGCUCCGACGCGUUCUUAUUUCUUAUGAGGUCUCAGAAAGAAGUCAGUUAACAUCACCCAAAAGCACAAAAUGGAUUUUAGUCAAAUAUUUAUUGGAUGAUACAGUGUUUCUUAGAAAAAGCAUCUGCCACAAAAAUGUUCACUUCAAAAUUCUGAGUUUCUGGGAUGGAGCACUGCUGCCGGCGCCCCAGAGGAUUCUGUUCUUCCCUUUGGGCCCAUGCAUCUGUCUUAUGCAGUAUAAGGCUGACAUUGGUGCUAUGUGUAUGGCUUAUAAUUUGAUAGACGUUUCCACUUGAAAGGGGAAUGUUCUUUUGUUUCACUAAGUUGUAUAAUGCCACGAAAUUCUGCUGUUACUGCCAAGAAGCAUUUUGUGCUAGAUUAAAAUCCCCUUUCAUCAAUGGGAGUUUUCUAGUUUCCUGCCUCCAAAGUAUAUAAUUCUUUAAUGAUCUGGUGGUCUCCUUGCCAAUCCAUCAGCAGUGUUUCUCUCUAAUGUCCCGAUUUUGGGAAAGGCAACCAGUGGGAUAUUCCUACCAGCUACCCAUUUUGUUGUAAGAUGCACAUAAUGACAUAAGAUGAGGGAAUAUUGGAACUGACAUACAUUGUUCAUGUACAUUACUAAUAAGAUCAACAGAAUCUUUGGAAAUCUUACGUAGAACUGGAUAAGAUAUUCAGUAAGUGCCAUAAGUAGUCAUAGCAUUGGCCUUUUUCCAGAUGAGGAGGCUAACUGCACACUGUUAAAUGGCAGUAGUCAUUACACAAAUAUAAAUUAUAUCUUUGAGUGGAGAAACAUUGAAGGGUUAUAUUGUGGACCAUCCAAAUUUAUGGAGUUACCAAAUGGUAGCUGAAAAAGAAAAAACCAUAUUGGAGUACUGAUCUUUUGUGGAAUUAGGUUGUUUCUAUCCAAUCAGCAUCACAAAUAUUUUCUGCAGAAGAAAUAAAGACAUCAUGAUAAAACUUACUACUUUGCGUGCCAGGAAAGGUUUCAAAAACCUACCUCGUUUUAAAAAAAUUAAACACUUUGGAGUCCGUACAGGUGCCUUAUAUGCAGGUCAUUGUAAACACACACACAAACAAAAACACACACAGGAACACACACGCACAUACUCCUGGAUUAGCUGCCUGUCUGUCCAAGGCAGUUAGGGAAUAGGGCAGUUCUGUUGACUAGGGUGGGAAGCCAUGGUCUGAUCCGUAGUGACUUGAGUCCUGGGGUCAGUGAGUGCCUGCAGACUGCACCUAUUAGGAGAGUCCUCUUGUCGUUUUCACCAUUUCUUCCUAAGCAUCUUUCAGAGAUUAAUUACUUGGCCAUUAAAAAUGAAUGCACGUCGUACCAUGGCAACAUCAUUUAGACAGUUGGAGUGGGCAGCAUAGGACUUCUAGAUAAGGUCACAUCAUCUUUUCUCUUGAUUAAAUUUGCAAAGAAAGGCAAAAAAUGAGGAACCUCUCUCUGCUUAUGCUACCUUGAGGGGAGGGGUGACGGAUGGGAGGGCUGUAAACAAUCACAUACAUCCCUUUUAGAAUGUAGCCACUUUGGAUCAUUCAGAAACACACUGAGCAAGACUGCAACCAGACUUGGUCUCUGAACACAACAGGUCUCCAUGGAAUCUCCCCUCAAAGCAGAAGGACUGUUCGUCUGAAUGGAGUACGGAUGGGAUUCUGGCACUUACAGAAGCCAUAUAAGAUUCCCCAGGGGUUGCUUCUAAUGCACUGAUUUUGUGUGGGAACUCGUAACGGUUCUAAAUGUACAUUCAGAAAGGUCUAUUGUCUGUUUUCAGAAGCGUCAAUGACAAUUUUAAGGGGCACUCUUCUGUGCCCCGGGAUGAAACAACAGACUUUCUGUAAAAUGGAAAGUUAGUCUGUGGUUUUUCUAGCAGUUCAUCUCAUUUUCCCUUUAAGAAAAACUCACACUUCAUCAUACUUAAUUAGUGAGAUCCCAAAGCAUUGGCCUGCUUGCUAUGUGGCCCUGGAGCCCUGGAUUUAACACUGGGGUCACUGCAGGUGGCUGAAAUGAGGUGUUAGGCCCUCCGAGUGGAUACCUUCUAUUCUCAAUGUGUCCACUUCCUGCCGAAGGCUCCCUAGGCCCCCUCACUGAUGAGGCCUCAUUCUUUAGGUGUUUACUAAAAGGAAUAUCAUUUAAAAAUGAGCAAAACUUUAUCCGAGGUCUUGAGGAAUUAGAUUUAGCAACUUACUUGAAUGCAUUUUUCAGGAGAUGAAGUAUAUACAGGGGAGUAUGUGUGUGCGUGGGUGUGUGUAUGAAAGUUUGAAGACAUAAAAUAGUAAAUUUUUGAGCACCUUACCAAACAAUAACCCAUUAUCCUUUUGGCAACACCACAAAGAUCGCAUCUGUUAAACAGGUACAAGAUAAUAUGAGGUUAGUUAAUUUGUACACCAUGAUAUCGGUGGUAUUUAUACUGUUAAGUUCAAACCUUUAUCUGUCUGUUGUUCUUAAUGUUUAAUAAACUUUGAAUUUUUUUCUUUUCUUUCAUGUAUGUUUGUUAACAGUUGGCUGGCAAUCAGAUUCUGGUCCCUCUACCAAAGCCAAGAGAUCAUUUACAGAGAUCAGUCACAUAGAUGAUAAAAUGCUAAUACUAUGUAAUUCAUAACAAAUUAAAGUUUUGAGUACUUUUGUGCCGGA
Messenger RNA from Chinchilla lanigera (long-tailed chinchilla), 5572 nucleotides. It is a transcript of the gene Hlf, whose product is annotated as hepatic leukemia factor. Gene Ontology annotation, biological process: regulation of transcription by RNA polymerase II. The record is from RefSeq and is a predicted model, not a curated record. NCBI's taxonomy places the organism in Eukaryota, Metazoa, Chordata, Mammalia, Rodentia, Chinchillidae. Bases 344 to 1234 code for a protein of 296 amino acids. The transcript has 4 exons. Gene Ontology annotation, molecular function: DNA-binding transcription factor activity, RNA polymerase II-specific; RNA polymerase II cis-regulatory region sequence-specific DNA binding. Gene Ontology annotation, cellular component: nucleus.